UAACGGAUUGUCUAAAUUUAAUUUUAAUUAACUGUUAACUUAACGAUAAAAAUAAUUGUUGGAGAUUAAUUAGCACGCGCCACUCUUGUUUAAACGGCGAGAUUUUGAUCGACUUUGCUGUAUUUUAUCUAAACAGUUUAUACUUUUUUUAUUAUCUCUAUAAUUAGCAUACGUAUCUAACCGGUUGAUGAACAAUAUUUUCCUUCAGUUUAAUCUUGCCACGUCUAUUCAACGCUUCCUCAUUGCUUUGAUAAGAACUAUAAGUACCGAUUUGCCAAAAAGUUAAUUAAUUCAUUCGCCAUUUAUCAUCACAAAAUGAUGGACAAAUUAUUUUUACUAAUAUUUUGUCUGUCAAAUUUUCUUUUCCUAUCGGCAACUCCUAAUCAAGAUCCAGUGGUGAGAAUUCGACAAGGAACUUUAAAAGGGAAAAUUGGUCAAGACAAAAAUGGAAGAAAUUUCUCGUCCUUUUUGGGGAUUCCGUAUGCUCGUCCUCCGGUGGGAGAAUUUAGAUUCAAAAAUCCAGAAGCAGGACUUCCAUGGAGAGGAAUUCGGCAAGCAACCGAGGAAGCAAAUAUCUGUCCUCAAUUAGAGGAAGAAAACGUUAAGGGCAAUGAGGAUUGUCUAUUCAUAAAUGUUCAUACUCCAUUCUUACAAUUUAAUUCUCCAAUUGACAAUAACAAAUUAUUACCAGUGAUGGUCUGGUUUCAUGGAGGAGGAUUUUUCUGGGGAAAUGGAAAUCCAAGUUUCCUUGGUCCCAAUUUUCUACCAUCUCGAAAUGUUGUUCUCGUUUCAUUGAAUUAUCGUUUGGGAAUUUUUGGAUUUUUAACGACUGGAAAUUCAGCGUCGCCUGGAAAUUUUGGCCUCAAGGAUCAAGUUAUGGCACUCAAAUGGAUUCAAGAGAAUAUAAAAAAAUUCGGCGGUGAUCCGAAUCGAGUGACAAUAUUCGGAGAGAGUUCCGGUGGGGCUUCUGUUCAAUUUUUAGCUCUUUCGGAUCAAACACACGGUUUGUUUCAUCGGUACAUUAUUCAAAGUGGAAAUGUACUGGGAGCUUGGUCAUUUCGAAGAAGAGAAAAUUAUCAACCUUAUUUGGAUACAAUUUCGAAAACUGUCAACUGUCCGAAUACGAAUUCGGAGACUUUUGUCAAUUGCCUGAGAAAUCAAAGUGUGGAAAAAUUAUUGAAUAUUUUUAAAGUGAAGAAUGAGGAAUAUCCACUUUUACAUUGGCUACCGACAAAUGAAGCAAAAUCGAAAGAUGCAUUUAUAACCGAGAGACCCGAGGAAUUAAUGGCGCAAAAUAAAAUGAGGGAUCUGCCGUUUAUCGUUGGAUCAACCACUGACGAAGGACUAUUUUUAUCCUUACUCUACUACGCAAAUCUAACAUCAGCUUCACUUACGAACGCCACAAAAAAUGCAAUUACUUUUAAUGCCGAAUACUAUUUAACUAAGGACAAAAUACCAAAAUUUACAAAAGCAGUAAUUGAUUACUAUUUUAAUGGAUCAAUCGAGUCUCUAAGUAGGGACGAGCUCAUUAAAAAUUACACGAGAUUUUUGACCGACGCAGGAUUCUUUUAUCCGCAAGUAAAAUUACUGGAAAAAAUGUCUCAAUAUGCACAAAGUCGAUUCUAUUCUUAUUUGUUUGGCUAUCGUGGAAAUAAUAGUUACACAUCAUUAAUUUACACAGUAAAAGAAAAUGUGGGUGUUGUGCAUUCAGAUGAUCUUCUUUAUCUUUUUUCUGGAAUUCCACUUUCUUGGCUGACCAAAGACGAUGAAAAAAUUACUGAUCUGAUGCUUGAUUUAUGGACGUCGUUUGCAAAAAAUAGCGUACCAAAGUCGCAUCAGAUAAAUAAUCCUCAUCUUUGGCAGCCUUAUAAACAGUGUCAAGCUCAUUUGAGAAUUGGAGAUAUUAAUAAUAAUACUAUUCCAUCUGUGACUCUUCAGCGUCAAUUUUAUCCAGACGCAAUGAAUUUUUGGAAAAAAACACUUCCAAUUUUAUAAAUUGUCAUAAGUUUUUUGUUUAUAAAAAUCGUAUGUAUUUAAAUAUAACUAGCUAACUUCUCACUCACUUUUUUAAAAUAAA
This is a messenger RNA of Leptopilina heterotoma, 2077 nucleotides long. Its product is annotated as esterase FE4-like. The record is from RefSeq and is a predicted model, not a curated record. Lineage: Eukaryota; Metazoa; Arthropoda; Insecta; Hymenoptera; Figitidae. Bases 316 to 1995 code for a protein of 559 amino acids. The transcript has 7 exons.